Messenger RNA from Diplodia corticola, 1587 nucleotides. RefSeq names its product rhamnogalacturonase b. Gene Ontology annotation, molecular function: polygalacturonase activity. The coding region runs from base 1 to 1587 and encodes 528 amino acids. The transcript has a single exon. NCBI's taxonomy places the organism in Eukaryota, Fungi, Ascomycota, Dothideomycetes, Botryosphaeriales, Botryosphaeriaceae. The record is from RefSeq and is a predicted model, not a curated record. Gene Ontology annotation, biological process: carbohydrate metabolic process.
AUGCCUUCGUUCAAGUCUACUCUCGUUUCUGCUCUUGCCCUCGUGCCCGCACUGGUUGCGGCCGAGCUGUCCGGCUCCGUCGGGCCCCUCACUUCUGCCUCGGACAAGGGCGCCACCAAGACCUGCGAUGUCACCGACUACGGCGCCAAGGCGGACAAGACCACCGACCUCGGUGUCGCUCUGGCCUCCGCUCACGCCGACUGCAAGGCCGGCGGUCUGGUUGUCAUCCCCGAGGGAGACUAUGCCAUCUCGACCUGGGUCAAGCUGGCCGGCGGUGCCGCAUGGGCCCUGCAGAUUGACGGCACCAUCUACCGCACCGGCACCGACGGCGGCAACAUGAUCUUCAUCGAGCACACCAGCGAUGUCGAGGUCUUCUCCAGCACCGGCAAGGGUGCCUUCCAGGGCAACGGCUACGAGUUCCACGCCGACGACUCCAUCUCUGGCCCGCGUAUUCUCCGCUUCUACGACACCACCGACUUCUCCGUCCACGAUCUCGCCCUGGUUGAUUCGCCCUCUUUCCACUUCUCCAUCGACACGUGCAAGAACGGCGAGAUCUACAACCUUGCCAUCCGCGGCGGUGACCACGGCGGCCUGGACGGCAUUGAUGUGUGGAGUGACAACAUGUGGAUCCACGAUGUCAUGGUCACCAACAAGGACGAGUGCGUCACCGUCAAGUCGCCCGCCCACAACGUGCUGGUUGAGAACAUCUACUGCAACUGGUCCGGCGGCUGCGCCUUCGGCUCCCUGGCCGAGGACACCGACAUCUCCGACAUCACCUACCGCAACGUCUACACCGUCAACUCCAACCAGAUGAUGAUGAUCAAGUCUUACGGCGGCAGCGGUUCCGUCUCCAACGUCGUCUUCGACAACUUCAUUGGCCGCGGCAACGCCUACUCGCUCGACAUUGACCAGUACUGGGCCUCUAUGAGCGAGGCCUCGGGUGACGGCGUCGCCCUCAACAACAUCACCUUCAACAACUGGAAGGGCACCUGCGCCAACGGCGCCCAGCGCGGCCCCAUCAAGAUUGAGUGUGCCGACGGCGCCCCCUGCACCGACAUCACCGUCACCGACUUCUCCAUGUGGACCGAGUCGGGCGACAGCAUCUUCUACAGCUGCCGCUCCGCCUAUGGCGAUGGCGCUUGCCUCGAGUCGUCUGGAAGCUCGGCCUACGACACCGUCACCACCACCAUUGACGCCGCUCCCUCCGGCUACACCGCCGCCAGCAUGCCCGACGACAUCGAGGACUCGCUUGGCUUCACCGUCUCCAUUGAGAUCCCCUCGCUGCCCGCCUCCUACUUCCCCAACGUUGCUCCCAUCUCGCCGCUCUCUGGCGCCACCGCUGCUGCCGUCGCCGUCAACGCCGCGGCCAGCUCCUCGUCUGUCGCUCCUGCUACCCCGGCUGCCACUACCCCUGCCGUCUCUACCCCUGCCGUCUCUACCCUUGUUACCUCGACCAAGGCUGCCACCUCCGCCGCGCCCGCCACGUCUGCUGCCGCUGCUACCGCUGCUCCUUCGGCUCCCGCUAACAACGGUGGCUGGGGCAACUGGGGUGGCUGGGGCAAGUGGGGUAACCAGGUCAAGAACUAA